Messenger RNA from Chara braunii, 2423 nucleotides. Lineage: Eukaryota; Viridiplantae; Streptophyta; Charophyceae; Charales; Characeae. The record is from the annotation of a GenBank genome assembly.
CCAGGUGCCACAUCAUCGUUUGCCAUGUCAGCCUCUGCCACGUCAGCAGCUGCCACGUCAACAACUGUCUGUCAGCAUUUGCCACGUCAGCAGAUGCCACUUCAGCAGGUUCCACAACAGUUGACGACACAUCAGCAGCUGGCACAUGUGAAGUUGUCAAGUCAGCAGCUGCCACGUGAGCAAUUGACACUUGAGCAGCUGCGACGUCAGCAAAUGCCACAUCAGCAGUUGGCGAUUCGACACCUGCCACGCACACAAAACCGAGCCGGCGAGCACUUUUACAAGAAGAGGGCAUCGUCAAGAUGCCCGCAUGCCACCCUUGCCAUUUGGAGAAGACUGCAUAAGGUUGGCGCCGAGUUCCCGCCAUACAUUGAGGAGAGGGUGCAGCGGGCGAGGGAGGAGAAUCCCAGCGACGAGGAUGACGCCCCUGCGGUGGAGGAGAUUGCAGGCGGUGGAGGGGGAGGAGGCUCCAUAGGUGGGGAGGUUGAGGAGUUGGGCGGUGGCCAUCCUGUUGCUGGUGGCGCGGAGUGCGCGAGGGGGGGGGUGACGGGUGGGGGCACAGCUGCGGGGACACCUGCUUCGUCGCAGACAGUGCGACAGAGGGGCCGCACGCCUGUGCAGGCGAGGCAGACGAGCAUCGCGAGGUAUGCGAAGAACGCGAGGCAGCAGGAGAUUGAUGACGCCUGGUUCGAGUUCUUCGUAGAGAACGCCAUCCCGUUCAACGCUGCCAAAAGCAAGAGCUUCAAGAAGUUCACUUUGCCGUGCUACGGGCCGCAGCCAUUGGGGAAGCACCCACUUGUGCCCACCGGGUACAACCCGCUCAGAUGCAGACUCCUCGAUCGAUUGCACAGGAGGCUGGAGGAUGAGGAGAAGGCGAUUCGGGCAGACUGGGAGGUUACAGGGUGCACGUUCAUAACUGAUGGCACCACAAACAUAUGUGGGCGAUCACUUAUGAACUACAUCCUCGCAGGGCGGUCAAAGCCCGUCUUCAUCAAGUGCGAGGAUGUGAGCGAGGGAGAUAAGAACUCAGUCGCAGUCGUCGCCGGUUGGAAGAGGUUCUUAAGGGAAUGGGGGGUGGAGAAGAUCACCGCGAUCUGCACGGACUCCUUUGCAGGGAACACGAGGGCUGCCAGGAUGUUGAGGGAGGAUCUUGAGUUUGCGCAGAUCUACUGGAUCCCUUGCACUGCCCAUUGCAUGGACCUCCUCAUGCACGACAUCUGCAAGCUGCAAUGGGCGGUCGACAUCAUCGCCAAGGCAAAUAAGGUGGUCAACGUCUUCCGACUUCACAGGUGGCCACGAUCGCAGUUGAGGAUGCAGCUGUUGCAGUCUCCAGAACUUGAGCGCAUGUGCCUGCUUCGCCCUGCUCAGACGAGGUUUGGGACCCACUAUGUGAUGUUGCAGCGUCUCAUGGUCUGCGCAAAGGCCAUCACACGAAUGUUGGCUGCCCUGAUGAAGGGCCCUUGCAACGUGCUGCGAGAGGUGGACAAGGAUAUCCACUGCCUGUCCCGCAUCUACGACAUGGCGUGUCAGUUGCUAGUGUUCAUUCGUGCAGCCCGUCUCACUGAGGAGGAGCGAGAUGAGAUCCUGUCGGCGGUGGCGAACAGGACUGACAUGCUGCUUAGCCCGAUCCAUGCUGUUCCCCGACUGUUGGACCCUAUGUUGAGGGACAUUACUGUUUUCAGCAAAGUGGAGCUUAUGGAACAGUUCGAGAGCGUUGUGGAGCAACUGGUGGGGAAGAGGGGUAGCCAAAGGUUCACGGACUGCAUGGACCAGCUCUAUGACUUCCAGUUUGGGAACGGGGUGUUUGGCUCCGAUCGUGCAGUGCAACGAGCGUCGAAGGAUAACGCGGUGUUGUGGUGGGAGGCGCACGGGGUUGGUCAUCCAGAGAUGAAGGCUCUGGCGGUCAAGGUGUUCUCCAUCUGGACGACUUUCUCUGUAGCUGAGAGGAAGUGGAGUACUUGGGCCCUUGUGCAGACCAAGUCCAGGAACAAAUUGCACCACCAACGCACCAAGAAGUUGGUGCACUCGCACUGGAGCCUCAGGCUCAAGAGCAGGGGUGAUGAUAGCCCCACUGUGGCAGGAGGGUGGUUGAGGUUGGCAGCGGACUGGGCGGACGAGGAUUUGGAGGGUGAUCAGGCUGGUGUGACGGACGUUGUUGACGAUGGUGCGGUCGAUCCUGAUGACGGUCGUUCGGGUGCAAGCAGCACCAGCAUUCGGCGUGAUCUUGAAGUGCCAGGGACUUCGACAUCUGAGGACAGGUAAGACGACGUGGCGGAGGGUGAGGAGGACGUUGAGGACGAGGAGUAGGACGAGGAGGAGGACGAGGAGGACAUUCCAGGCGAGGGUUGGGUGGAUGAGAGGUCAGACUCAGACAGAUCGUGGACCAGGAGAGAGGAGACCACCCUGUAUAUCCCAAUCACGCG